AAGGAAGUGGAGCAUGAAGCACUUACAGCGCAAACGGAGAAAACUCACGAGAAGUCUAGAACUCUGGUUGAUCAUCUCAUCUCUCGACAUGAUGUAGUUGGUGAAGGCUUGUUGAACGUCAUCCGCGAUAUCGCCUUUGUUGUCGGUGAUCCUGUUACUAAUCCAUUACAAAAGUUAUGUCUGCCUUUUAAGGAAAAGAAAGAGGAUCAAGUUCUUUACAUUCCGUUCAAAGGAGCAGUUUUUGCUGACUAUGAAGAAAUCGUUUGGACCCAAGCCCACUUGCUUCCAAAAUGGGCGAAUCCAGAGUCACGUUGUUAUCAACUUGGUCUACCCCCUAUCGCUUCUGUCGACAAAUACUGUGAUGCUUUUGUUUCGCAACUUCAAAUAAUUAAGAAGCCACCUAUAGAUAUGGUUGUUCAGCACUGCGAAGUCUUAUGCCAUCACUUGGAAAACCUCCGCAAAUGCAAGCUUGACUUAUCUAAAUAUAGUCGCAAGAUUUCGAAUGUCAUGGAACAAAUUUACAAGUUUUUACAAGAGAAUGCGGACGAAAGGGAUACAAUCGUCCUUGAAGUUACACCCUGCAUUUUAGUCGAAAAUGGAACAAAGUUUGUUAGGCCUGGUGAAGCGGUUGUCGAACUUCAAGGGAAAGACGAAAUUAAGCCUUUCCUUUAUAGAGUUCCUCCUGAGCUUGGCAAAUUCCGAAACUUGUUUCGUACCUUGGGAUGUUGCGAGUUUGUUACAUGUACCCAUUACGCUGUGGUAUUGGAGAAGAUGCGAAAGAGUUGUUGCGACGCAAAACUACAUCCCAAUGAGCUGAAAAAGUGCUCCCAGGCAGUAAAGGGAUUCUUUAAAACAUUACAGGAGAAUUCUGAAGAAGCUUCCACCUUGUCCACAUUGUCCACAUUGUACCUACCAGCGAUACCCUCAGGAAUCCGCUGCUUGGAAAUAAAUUUAAAUACAAUUUCCGUCACGUUACACAAGUCCUCCGAGUUGGUAUUCAAUGAUGUACCUGCCUACGAGGAUCGAGUCGAAGAGCUCCACCAGCAUUUUUUACUUGAUCUCAAGCUCAUGAAGGUUGGAUCAACACUAACCAGGACCGAAUUCAAAGAGGUGAUGAUGAAACUGCCUUUACAUUUACAGCCAAAGAUGCUUUCACUUGAAGUGAGAGAAAAGCGCAUUGAUGGUGUCUUAGUUAAAAGCUUAGUUUUCGAUUCAAUGAUGCUGCGACUUUGCACUCCACAGUUUGGUCAGGGAAUUGCAAGGAUCAUCGAGCACGACAACUCUCAAAAGCCAGAUUUCGAUGAAGAAGCUAUAGCUGAUAUCGAAAAGAGUCUCAAAAGAAUUCAGCUGUGCGCCGUGGAUAGUCUAAAAACGGCCCUUUUCGUAGAUGAAGACCUAAUCCCAGGAAGUGAAAGAGAUGCGGAGUCAUUCCAAGAGAAAUCUGAGAUACCCGGUGAGGAAAAAUGGAUGGUGUACGUUAACGCGGUAAAUACGGCUGAUGAUGCCGAGUUGGCGAGGUCUUUGGUUUCGGGCGUUGUUGUAGACAUCUGUGGUGACCUUAUUGGAAAGAGCGCUUUCUUAAUCCCAGGUAUGUUGCAAUGCAGCCCCAAUAAAAUCUGGUCCCUGCUCAAUAGAUCGGGCAUUCGACAAGAAGACACCUGCAGUGUAGAGGAUAUGGAUAUCUUUCCUGACCCAGGAAGUUUCAUUCCAGUGGAGGACCACCAUCUACUGAAUGACGCUUUUGGCGAUUUUGAACCUGGGGAAUAUGUCGGUUAUCAGCUUCACGACCCGAGUCUUCAGCUGAACAAAGGCGUUGCUACGUUCAUCUAUGCCAUGAUUAUCGAAGAGGUUAUGGCCCAGGAUGUUGGCUGUAACGAAGACUGGGUUCUACAUCUCGUUACUAAGGUGUACUCAGUCAACAUUGGAGAAGAACACGAGCCAGUGGAGGUGACCGCAGCCAAAUUGUACAAAUUUUGCCGUUUUGAAGAAAUAUCUAAUGGGAAACGCAGAAAUAGGGAAGAUCGGGAAGAGGUUCUCCUUCAAGUCUCGACCAUUUUGAAAAAUGCGUGGAAAUGCGAUUUACCAGAGGGUGAAAGAAGACAAAUUGUCAAACGGGUCAUUCUUCAGUGGCGUCCGGAGAAGAAUAUAGGCGAUGAAGAGUUCUGCUUUGAAGUUUCCAAACAUAUCAAGGAUGAACUUUUCCGUCUUGGUGGAUCGCACGAAGAAUUUAUCGACGCUUGUGUGGAGAUUGCCAAGGAACACAGAUCACGGCGAGAAAUAUACAAAGAAAAAGUGUUACAACAGUAUACAUCCCAAGGACACUUAUCAGACCGCAAGCCAUGGCGAAAUGUCCCUCCCAGUUUUUCAAAUAGCAAUCCUCAACCUGGAGAAGCCGAGCGCUGGUACAAACAAGCUGAAGCUGACCUGGUGGCCGGGAGAAAUGAAAUUGACUCUAGUCAGCCCUCCUAUGAGUGGGUAUGCUUUAAAUGCCAUCAGGCAGCAGAGAAGGCAUUGAAGGCGGCUCAGUAUACAUUACAUGCU
Messenger RNA from Pocillopora damicornis (cauliflower coral), 2541 nucleotides. RefSeq names its product sacsin. Lineage: Eukaryota; Metazoa; Cnidaria; Anthozoa; Scleractinia; Pocilloporidae. Gene Ontology annotation, molecular function: Hsp70 protein binding. The record is from RefSeq and is a predicted model, not a curated record.